Molecule: messenger RNA, 920 nt
Organism: Lucilia sericata (common green bottle fly)
Lineage: Eukaryota; Metazoa; Arthropoda; Insecta; Diptera; Calliphoridae
Product: pupal cuticle protein Edg-78E-like
Exons: 2
Coding region: 129-560 (143 amino acids)
Cellular component (GO): chitin-based extracellular matrix
Molecular function (GO): structural constituent of chitin-based larval cuticle
Source: RefSeq, a predicted model, not a curated record
GGGAUUGUGUGCAAUUAAAUUCUGCGCAUAUAAAUAUGUGCACAUUUGCCACAAAUACUUUAUAAACACUUUAGAUCUUUAAGAUUUAACAUCAAUAACAAAUUCUCAUUUACCUUAACUCAACAAAAAUGUUCAAAAUUCUCAUUGUUUCUUUAGCCAUUUGUGGUUGUGCCUUGGCUGUUGAUUAUCAGGCUGAAACCCGUAAUUUCGUUAACGAAAUCAAAGAGGAUGGCAGCUACAAUUAUCAAUUCGAUACCACCAAUGGUAUUGCCCAGCAGGAGUCUGGUGUUGGUGGCCACUAUGCCACCGGCUCUUCUCAAUACUACUCGCCUGAGGGUGAAUUGAUUCAAUUGACUUAUACUGCCGAUGAAAAUGGUUUCCAACCACAAGGUGCUCAUUUGCCUACACCACCACCAAUUCCAGAAGCUAUUUUAAAAUCAUUGGAAUACAUUCGCACUCAUCCCUAUCAUGAGGAGCAACAAUAUCAGCAACCAGCCGCCGCCAAACAAUACGGCAAUCAGCAACAACAACAACAUCAAGGUCCCUAUCGUAAAUUCUAAUUUAGUGAAAUAACAAUUGUACGUGAUUGCGAUAUUUGCUGUGAUUUCAUUCUUGUCUGUCUAUCUAUCUAAUCCAUCUAUCUGUCAAUAGGAAAAAUCUUCUGUUUAUGUUGUUUGCUCCUUUGGAACACUCACAUUCCUACAUUUACAAAAUGUAUUUGUAUAGUAAUACCGCCAUAAAUAUUUUUUUUACUACAACAUAUACAUGAACACUUAGCCAUACAUAUAAAUACUACACAAUAUUCAUACUUGUAUAGUACAUCUUAUACAUACACACAUCCAACAUCCUUAUCCUUAAUAUCCUUGUUUUAUACAUUUUUGUGAAUAGUGAGAAUAAAAAGAACAUGAUUUUGUUAUAAA